Messenger RNA from Rhineura floridana, 2030 nucleotides. It is a transcript of the gene YIF1A, whose product is annotated as Yip1 interacting factor homolog A, membrane trafficking protein. Bases 182 to 1075 code for a protein of 297 amino acids. The record is from RefSeq and is a predicted model, not a curated record. NCBI's taxonomy places the organism in Eukaryota, Metazoa, Chordata, Lepidosauria, Squamata, Rhineuridae. Gene Ontology annotation, biological process: endoplasmic reticulum to Golgi vesicle-mediated transport. Gene Ontology annotation, cellular component: endoplasmic reticulum-Golgi intermediate compartment; Golgi membrane; COPII-coated ER to Golgi transport vesicle. The transcript has 8 exons.
ACCGACCAAUGGGAGGCGGAGGAUUGCAGUGCCGGAGGCUUUGAGGACGUGGCUUGGAGCUUCGGGCUUGGAGCAAUUCUCCCCUCCCUUUGAUCUGGUCUCAAGCUCCCCCCCCCUUUGGUUGCAAGUUGCUCAGACUUUCAGAAGAGGGGGGGCAGCUCUGCAGCUGCCGUGGGGCGCCAUGGCUUAUCCCCCUGGUUAUGGGGGGCCAGCUUCCAAACACAGGGCGAGGAUCCCUCCUGUACCGCAGAAUGCAGAUGCCCCCCAGCUCUUUGAUGACACCAGCUCAGCCUACGGCCCGCAACAGGUGGGCUACCCAGCCCCGGGGAUUGACAUGGGCUUCAACCAGAUUUUUGCUGACCCGGUGGCCAACGUAGCGAUGGCCUACGGCACCACGAUUGCAUCUCAGGGCAAGGACAUGGUGCAUAAGGAGAUCCAUAGGUUCAUGUCCAUGAACAAGUUGAAAUAUUUCUUUGCGGUGGACACCACGUAUGUGAUGAAGAAGCUGGCACUGUUGGUGUUUCCUUACGUACACCAGAAUUGGGAAGUUCGCUACCAGAGAGAUGUCCCUCUCACCCCUCGACAGGAUGUCAACGCUCCAGACCUCUACAUUCCCAGUAUGGCUUUCAUUACCUAUAUUCUGCUGGCUGGGAUGGCUCUUGGCUUACAGAAAAGGUUUUCACCUGAGGUCCUGGGCAUGUGUGCUAGCACAGCUUUUGUCUGGGUGGUGAUCGAGGUUCUUGCUCUCUUGCUGGGCCUGUACCUUGCGACAGUUCAGAGUGACUUGAGCACGUUCGACCUGCUUGCUUACUGUGGCUACAAAUACGUUGGGAUGAUCCUUGCUGUGGUGGGCGGCUUGAUCUUUGGCAGCAAUGGCUAUUACAUUGCCUUAGCCUGGGCCUCUUGCGCUCUGAUGUAUUUUAUGGUACGCUCCUUGCGGAUGAAGAUCCUCCCUUCGAUGGUGCAAGAGGGGAUUAGCCGGCCGAGCGGGCGGGCACAGAUGUACGUAACGCUAGCGGCAGCCGCCUUCCAGCCUCUGAUUCUCUACUGGCUAACUGUGCAGCUGGUACAUUAGAAGAGGAGGGUCUAUCCAUGGCAGACCUCUGCCGAUGUUUCUUCAGGGCCCUGCUUUGUGAGGACUCCUCUCCACUUGCCCCUUUUUCCCCACCCACCCCAAAUUCCCCAAAGUAUGUGCGCCAUCUCUCCUACCUGUACAGUUCUGGGCUCUUGAGAAGAGGGACGAGUACAAGGGGCUCCAUUGACACAAGGAAUUAUGCUGAAUUGUGCCCCCCCUGCAACCAGGGGAAAUGAGGAUUGUCAAAAUAUCCAGGCUUGGCGCUGCCCCCUGGGAUUGCUCCCUAUGCCUGCCUGUUCUGCAUUCACUGGCUGUUGUAAAUACCUCCUUGCUGUUGGGGGGGGGGAGUGAAUGGAGUGGGGCAGAGUUGUUCUGGACACCUUUUUCCCCCUUGCUCCUAGGAACAGUUUUUCUAUGCAAAUAAUUCUUAAGGACAUGAUGGCUGUUUUGUUUUUGCUUUCUGGAGCAAAGUGCCAUUUUAUUCCCUCCCCCCCCCCGAAGCAGCUGGUUCACUUAAGUGACAAGUCUUGCUUAUCUGAGCGCAGCUGUCACCUACAGUGCAAGGAGCACCCCCCCCAAUUCCUCUGCUGUAGGGUUGGCUCUGGGGAGCACCGACUCUCCUAAGGACUGUGUACUAUUUUUCAUAAUUGAUUAUGCUGUAUUGUUGAGAUAUCUUUACACUCCACCUCCCCACAUUCUUUUCCUUAUACAUUGAGUUUGCUAGUUUGUUCCCCCCCAAAAAGGUCUGUAUCCCACAAUUCAGGCCAGCAAAGGGAUUGGUGGGUAGGAAGACUGGAGGGGGAAGUUUUUUUUUUAAGAAAAACCUUAUUAAAUCUGCAAAGCCAGUCUUGUACCCAACCUUCAUAGAAAAAGGCUUCUUGUUUCAACUUUUCCCAUCUGUUUCUGGGAGAGUUAGUUCUUGGAAGCAACGAUAAAAAAUGUGCUUGACAACUUG